This is a messenger RNA of Hemibagrus wyckioides, 2430 nucleotides long. RefSeq names its product otolin 1b (gene otol1b). Lineage: Eukaryota; Metazoa; Chordata; Actinopteri; Siluriformes; Bagridae. Gene Ontology annotation, molecular function: protein binding. The transcript has 6 exons. The record is from RefSeq and is a predicted model, not a curated record. Bases 111 to 1610 code for a protein of 499 amino acids.
AUCCAGUGCACGAAUCUUGAUUAGAACAUUUCUCUCUUGAAAUCAGACGGAAAUAGCUGGACGCACUGGACAAUAAGGCAGCACGGUCUUGACGUCUGAUGGAGUGAUUCAUGAGGGUGCUGUAUCCCAUGUCACAAAAGCACGAUACACAUGAGAGAUCCACAAUGACUGAACUCUGCAUUCGAUCAGUCUUCCUGGCAGUGAGUGUACUGCUUUUAUCACCCAUGAGCGAUUCCAUCAAGAUAACCCCACGGCCCAAAUACCAAUACACCAAGAAGCCUCCUCGAGAGUUGGUCCACACUACCGCAUAUGUUGGUAAACCCACAGCUACACCAAGGAUAGUGGACUAUACCAAGACAAAAGACCGUGUUGCUUCUGUUACCACAGAAAGUACCACUGUCCCCGCUAAUGGUUAUGCGGGUUACCACCAAGCCACCACAGUCACACCCAACAGUGUGCAGGAUAACUAUACUUUGGACUAUACAGAAUGUUACCUCAACUUCUGCGAGUGCUGCCCUCCAGAACGUGGACCUGCUGGACCAAGUGGUGACAUGGGGCCUCCAGGACCUCCUGGUCAAAAAGGGGACCCAGGACUCAAAGGGUCUCUAGGACCAAUGGGUCCACCUGGUAUGCCAGGAUUGAAGGGUGACAAAGGAGAAAAGGGUGAGAAAGGAAGCAGUGGAUUUGCAGGCUCUCCAGGCAACACAGGGAAGGCUGGACAAAAAGGUGAUACUGGACUUAAAGGUGAAAAAGGUGCAGGGGGUAUGCCAGGACUCAAAGGUUCUAAAGGUGAAAAAGGAGAGCCUAGUGAAAAUGCAACUAAAGGUGACAGAGGUGAGCAAGGUAAAGAUGGACCACCUGGACCACAAGGCAUGCUUGGAGACAAGGGUGAGAAAGGUGAAAGGGGAGAAUGCGGACUGCUGGGAGAAAGAGGACAAAAAGGAGAACCAGGCGAACCUGGGCCCCCAGGUAUGAGGGGUGAUCCUGGCACUCCAGGGCAACAUGGAUUGCAUGGAAACCCUGGCAUUCCUGGAGAGCGUGGUGAACCUGGGAACUUGGGAAUCAAGGGCGAGCCAGGACCAAAAGGUAAUGAAGGAACUCCAGGUAUAAGAGGUUUAAGAGGAGCGAAAGGUGAACGGGGUCUUCCGGGAAAGCGUGGUGACCGUGGCCUUCAAGGUAUAAAAGGGACAGCGGGUGACACCGUGGGGCAACUCCGCUCUGCCUUCAGUGUAGGUCUCUACCCAAGCAAGUCAUUUCCACCCUCAGGCUUCCCAGUUCGCUUUGACAAGAUAUUCUACAAUGGAGAAAAUCAUUACGAUGUCACCAUUAGCAAAUUCAACUGUACUUACCCAGGGGUUUACGUCUUCUCUUAUCAGAUAACUGUGAGGAACAAGCCUUUGCGGGCGUCCUUAGUUGUGAAUGGGGUGCGCAAGCUGCGUUCACGGGACGCACUCCAGGGCCAGGACAUUGACCAGGCCUCUAGCCUGGUGCUACUGAAGCUUGCUGCUGGAGACCAGGUGUGGGUGGAGACAUUAAGGGAUUGGAACGGUGCCUAUUCAAGCAGUGAGGAUGACAGCACCUUUUCAGGGUUUUUGCUCUAUCCUGACUGACAUCAAAAACAAACUAGGGUCAGGUACUGCACUGAAAUCUACAACACCAUCAUCUGUGGGAUUGAGAUACAGAUUCGAGAGAUGUGCGCCGGACUGGUUUUUAAUCCCGUUCCUGCCCACUCUUGAAGGAAUUGACCAAUCCUUCUUGCUAAAACAGACCGUCUGUUUUAACAAUGAAAAAAAUUGGUUCUGGUUCCCAAAAUACAAACAAAUUAAUAUUUUAAACCAUAUGUAAACUAACCAAGAUGGAGCAGUUACCAAAGAAUAAAUUCAAUGUACAGUGCGCAAACCACUGUCUCGAGUAUGCUCUCAUUUUACCAAAUGUGACCUUUCUUCUUACCAUAAUAUACCUUUAUAUCUGAUGGACUGCUCCUGAUCUUAGAAAAAGUAAAAAGUGACCACUACCAUGACACGUUUUUUAUUGGGUCAGACAGGAUCCCAGUCCUGAUGCACACCUCUGAAACACCAUGUCUACUUCAUAUACUUAGCCUGGUGUUUAUCCUCGCAUCUGGUGACAUUCCCUUCUACAUUUGAAAAAAAUACAGAUACCCUAUCUUACCACAGACGUACUAUACCCUUUAUCAUUUUUGUGAUUUUAUUUUUUAAUAAUGAAUGGAAAAAUAUUAAUUGCUUUUAUUUUUUAUACAAAUCUUAAGCAAUUAAAUGUCUAAGCCUUGAAGACAAACACCAUACAAUAUAACCAAUAUGUCCAUGUUUAGGCACUCUGUGUAUUAUGCAUUAAUUAGCUUUAUAUCCUUUAAAUAUAUAGAUUCAUGCUGUACUACCCCAUAUGUGAAGAAUUAACAUUUAUUUAAAAAAU